CCACCCCCCGGAGCCAUGACAUCCCCGGACUCUCCCCCUCUGGUCUCCCCCUCCCCGUGCCCGGCCCCCCCGCCGUCCCUGCCCUCCUCCCCGGUGCCCUCCUCCCCCGCCCCGUCCUCGUCCUCGCUGCCCGCCCCCCCCUCGCUGCCCCCCACGGGGGAGGUGAUGGUGCUGGCUCUGGGCAGGAAGAAGCAGCGGGUGCUGAUCGCUCUCUCCAUCCUGCCCAACCUCUUCCUGGCCUUCCUGCUCUCCUCCGACCCCCUCCUCACCCUCUCCCCCCGCCACCACUGCCGGCUGCCGGGCCCGCUGCCGUCGCCCGAGGCGCUGAACGCCUCGCUGCCCUGGGAGAAGGGGGGGCGGCCCGGGCCCGGCAGUGCCGGCGGCGGCCCGUCCCAGUGCCAGCAGUUCGUCAACGGCAGCCAGGCGGCGGUGGACUGCCAGGCCGGCUGGGACUACAACGUGACGGAGGGCUUGAAGAACAACAUCGUCACGGAGUGGGACCUGGUGUGUGCUCAGUACUGGCUGGUCCCGGUGGAGGAGGUGUGUUUCAUCCUGGGAAUCCUGACGGGCUGUCUGGGCUUCGGCUACGCAGCGGACAGGCUGGGCCGGUCCAAGACCCUGCUGACCUCCCUGACCCUGUCGGUGGUGUUCGGGGUGCUGGUGUGUGUGUCUCCGUACGCCUCCAUCUUCAUCGUCAUGCGCUUCUGCCUGGCUGCUGCCAGCGCCGGCGUCUAUCUCACUCUGUACAUCUCACGUCUGGAGCUGUGCGAGCCGGCUCUCCGCCUGGUGGUGACGAUGCUGGCGGGGCUGACGACGGUGUCGGGAGAGCUGCUGCUGCUGGCCGUGGCGCUGGGCUGCCAGUCCUGGAGGGGUCUGCUGGGAGCCGGGGCCGCUCCUCUCACGCUGUUCCUCAGCUACGGCAUUCCCGGGGUGUUCCCAGAGUCUCCCCGCUGGCUCCUGCUGUCGGAGCGAUCUGCAGACAUGAACGCCUUCAGCGAGAGGAGGAACUCCACCAGAGACGUGAGGGAUGACGAGAGCUUCACAGAGCUGGAAUCAGAGGCAGCCCCGUCCUCACGGCCCCACCUGUCCUUCCCAGAGCUCUUCCACAGCAGGAACAUCUGGAAGAACAUGUGUGUGCUCGGCUUCACCUCAUUCAUCUCUCACGGCAUUAGUCACUGCUACAGCUCUUUCCGAGGUGACGUCAGAGGCACGGCCCCCAGCUUCUACUGGACGUACCUCCUGUCUGUGUGCGCCGGAGGCUGCGCCUGGCUGUCGCUUUGGGCGACCGUGGACCGGUGCGGCCGCCGCGGCAUCCUCCUGUUGUCCAUGACGAUGACGGGCCUGGCCUCGCUGAUCCUCCUGGGACUCAUGGAGUAUCUCAGUGAGACGGCCAUCACGGUUUUCUCAGUGCUGGGUCUCUUCUCCUCCCAAGCCACGGCCUCCAUCUGCAUCCUCUUCACGGCAGAGAUCAUGCCCACCAUCAUCAGGGGCAGCGGCGUCGGCGCCGUGCUGGCCCUGGGCUGCGUGGGCCGCCUCAGCUCCCCGAUCAUGGACCUGCGGAACCACUACGGCUACUUCCUGCACCACGUGAUCUACUCCUCGCUGGCCCUGCUGGCCGUGCUGUCCAUCCUGCUGCUGCCCGAGAGCAAGAGGAAGCCGCUGCCGCAGACGCUGACCGACGGGGAGCAGUACCGCCGCCCGCCGCUGGGCCGCCGGAGGCGGGACAACGUGCCGCUGCUGGCCACGCCCAACCCGGAGACCUAAAGGGACCCCGGCGGUGGAAGGGACGGCCUUCAGACAUCCACACACGCCACGCUCACGCCGAGGAGGAGAGACGAAGCAAUACAGAGACUCUGAGGGACGAAGGGAGAGAAAAGGGCUGCGGCAGGUCAAAGACGGCGAUGACGGUGACUGUAGGCUUCCUAACAUAUCAUCCUCUAGUCAUUCCAGACGCCGGCGGGCGGGGGGAGCCGCCGGCUUCACACCCGUCUGAUUCCUGCCAUUUAGAUUUGUGUUAAGGUGCUUCUGAAUUCACGACCUGUCCUCAUCUUUAGUAGCGGGUAGCCCCCCCCCCCUUCCUCCUCCUCCUCUCCUCCGAUAUGAGACACCAGCAAACACUGCUGCACGCCUUCCUCCAUCCUCCCCGUCUAUUGUCCAGACCACAACCCUCCAAGAGCAUUAGCCAAUCAUCAUUCUUCUGCGUUGGCUGCAUGCAGCGACACGGUUAAGUGCUCAGAGAUGUACGAAGUCUUGUACGACUCACUGUGAUGUUCGUUGAAAAGCAGAAGAACCGUCCCACCAACGGAGGACUGCAGCUCCUGGACACCUGGGAGAUUUUUAAGGGUCAUUUUGGGGGGUCAACAGUUGUAAAUACUUGAUUUCUUUCACUUCUUUGGUUGUCUGAAUCGUAUUUAGAGCAGACUCUGCGGCUGAAACGUCACAGAACAGUAUGCUAUGCAGUUAGGAGGCGGCGCAGAGCACUUUAAAUCUCUUGUUUUUUAAAGUUACAGGUGGGUAGAUGGACGUCAGAAGGGACAGUUUUAUGGCUCAAGCUGGUAUGAAUAUUUGGAUCAGAAGAUUAGAGAGCUGGUUAAAUCCAGUUACUGAAUGUGGCCUGGAGCCGGCAAUAUUUAUCCCUUAUUUAUGUCACUACGACGCAGAAUCACUUAUAAGUUAUCCUGAGGCCUGGAAUCAUCCAGUAUUAGGCUAGAAAUGGCGUUUGACACAAACUUUCCACUCUGAUGUCACUGAUGGAUUAACUGAAGCUGUUAAUCAUCACAGGGCUCCCGUCUGCGUUUGGAGGCAGUGAAGGGCUUGUUUUUAUUCUUCCUGUAAGUCCUCAGAAGCGUAUGUAUCCUCAAUACCUCUGCAGAAGGCCGGCGCCAGCUGGAGGACGAGAGACGGGUAUGAAUAAGUUAGCGUGCAAGCAUAGACGACGACUUGGCUCAUGUGCCAGAGCCUGACGGCUCGUGUUUUAGCUGAAUGUGUGUGGAUGCUGGACUGAAGGGCCCGAUGAGCGCGCUCCGUGCACGGGAGCUGACGAGGGCUCCAGAGCUCCAGGUGAACCACUGAUUCCUCCUGUUUGUUUGUUUUUAAAACCCCAACCACACGUCAGUGUGAGCGUGUACGGUAGCGUGUGAGGAUACGUGUUGGUCCUCAUGUUUUCUCUGGUGCGU
Messenger RNA from Cololabis saira (Pacific saury), 3176 nucleotides. It is a transcript of the gene slc22a17, whose product is annotated as solute carrier family 22 member 17. NCBI's taxonomy places the organism in Eukaryota, Metazoa, Chordata, Actinopteri, Beloniformes, Belonidae. Gene Ontology annotation, cellular component: membrane. Gene Ontology annotation, biological process: transmembrane transport. The record is from RefSeq and is a predicted model, not a curated record. Gene Ontology annotation, molecular function: transmembrane transporter activity.